CACGGUUUUCUUUUUCUUAUUUAUUCUUCAACAAAGAAAGUCUAUCUAUAUAGAAUACUAUGCGACUUGUUAUUCGACAAGAUUAUGAUGAAGUAUCUGAUUGGGUUGCUCAUUAUAUUAAGGAACGUAUCAUACAAUUUCAACCUACCAAAGAACGACCUUUUGUUUUAGGUUUACCAAGUGGAUCUUCACCUGUAGGUUGUUAUCAAAGAUUAGCCAACUUUUGUAAAACUGGUCAACUCUCCUUCAAACACGUCGUAACAUUUAGUAUGGAUGAAUAUGUUGGACUACCACGUGAACAUAGCCAAUCUUAUUAUAGUUUUCUAUGGAAACAUUUAUAUCAACACUUGGACAUUUUACCAGAAAAUAUCAACAUAUUGGAUGGAAAUGCAAAAGAUUUGGAUGAAGAAUGUCGUCGUUAUGAAGCUGCUAUUGUGAAAUUAGGUGGUAUCGAAUUAUUUGUGGGUGGUAUUGGACCUGAUGGACAUAUUGCUUUCAAUGAACCUGGUUCCUCUUUAACUUCUCGUACUAGGGUCAAAACUCUUGCUUAUGAAACAAUUAUAGCAAAUUCUCGAUUCUUUGAUGGUGAUGUUUCUAAAGUUCCCAAAUUGGCUUUGACUGUUGGUGUCGCGACAGUCAUGGAUGCUCGAGAAGUAUGUAUUAUCAUAGUGGGUGCUCAUAAAAGUGUAGCUUUGGCCAAAUGUGUAGAAGAAGGUGUGAAUCAUAUGUGUACAGUAAGUGCUAUUCAAUUACAUCCUAAAGGAUUGAUUGUAUGUGAUGAAGACACUACUUUGGAACUCCAUGUUAAGACGGUCAAAUACUUCAAAUCAAUUGAACACGUGCAUCAAUCACUGAUUGGUACAGAAAAUCUCUCACUUCAAGGACAAGUGUUAUCAGCCAAAGCGUCCACUCGACGAUGGGAUAAUGACAAUGAAUCUGAUCGACUUACUUCUCCUUCUUCCAAGUCUAAUGGGAACAAUGAUGAUAUUGAACAGCGACCAAGCAAGAAAAAAAAAGGAAAUAUAAUAGGUUGAUUUUUUUUUUAUGAUAACGUAGUUCUCACGUUUAUUUUUAUUUUUAUUUUUUUAUUUAUUCUUCUUCAAUUUCUAUUUUCCUCCCUCUUUUUUUUUUCUUUAAUAAUAAACAAACAA
Messenger RNA from Halteromyces radiatus, 1151 nucleotides. RefSeq names its product glucosamine-6-phosphate isomerase 1. Bases 60 to 1034 code for a protein of 324 amino acids. Gene Ontology annotation, biological process: N-acetylglucosamine catabolic process; carbohydrate metabolic process; N-acetylneuraminate catabolic process. NCBI's taxonomy places the organism in Eukaryota, Fungi, Mucoromycota, Mucoromycetes, Mucorales, Cunninghamellaceae. The record is from RefSeq and is a predicted model, not a curated record. Gene Ontology annotation, cellular component: cytoplasm. The transcript has 6 exons. Gene Ontology annotation, molecular function: identical protein binding; glucosamine-6-phosphate deaminase activity.